AUGGAGAAGAAUUAUCCACCAAUUGCAGGAAAAGAAAAAGGACCAGGGCCUGGUCAUUAUGGGCUUCCUCCCACCAUUGGAUUUAUUGGUCAUGACUUUACGAAACCAACAAGUCCAGCAUAUUCCUUCCAUGGUCGAAUGAGUAGCAAUAUGUACUCCGUUGACUCUAGUCCUGGGCCCAUGUAUCAUAUCAGUGCCAAAAUGACUAGAUUUGGGAAAGAUGGAACACCUGCAUUUUCAAUGUUCAGCAGAAUGAAAGCCCAAAGUAAGUGAAAUUUUGAUUGUUAUUGCAGUUACUACAACUGAUAAUAAUAAUUAAACUACAAAAUGAUUAUGUUAUACAUAACAGAGGACCUUCUGCAGACCCCAGGCCCAGGCACAUACAGCCCUGAAAAAGUCCCACCAUGUAACCUUCAGCGCCGCCCCCCUCACUACACCAUGGGCUCUCGCACACUGUACCGCACUGUGGAUGCAGUACCUGCCCCUAAUAAGUACUGCCUACCGCCACUUAUGGGCCCCCAAGUUCCAAACAAGCCAGCCAGCGCAUGUUAUACCAUGUCUGCAACUUAUCCCUCUGGAGGACCAGCUGUGGACCUGGCAAAGACCCCAGGACCAUGUGGGUACAACAGCACAGAUCCAAAUGUUUACCUGCCUCGUCAGCCAGCAUUUUCUAUUCUGGGGCGUCACACUUUACCAAAGGAUCACACCAGGAAACCAGGUCCUGGAACAUAUAACCCAGAAACUGUGACAGUCCACAAAGCCCGGGCUCCUGCAUACUCCUUAGGCAUGAGGCACUCUGAAUUCAUCACACCACUCGUCAUACAUUUACCUGAUUGA
Messenger RNA from Boleophthalmus pectinirostris (great blue-spotted mudskipper), 837 nucleotides. RefSeq names its product outer dense fiber of sperm tails 3-like 2b (gene cimap1d). Lineage: Eukaryota; Metazoa; Chordata; Actinopteri; Gobiiformes; Gobiidae. Gene Ontology annotation, cellular component: cytoskeleton. The transcript is spliced from 3 exons. The record is from RefSeq and is a predicted model, not a curated record.